Actinia tenebrosa (Australian red waratah sea anemone) is the source of this 1814-nucleotide messenger RNA. RefSeq lists its product as uncharacterized. Gene Ontology annotation, biological process: synapse organization; homophilic cell-cell adhesion. Gene Ontology annotation, molecular function: axon guidance receptor activity; calcium ion binding. Lineage: Eukaryota; Metazoa; Cnidaria; Anthozoa; Actiniaria; Actiniidae. The record is from RefSeq and is a predicted model, not a curated record. Gene Ontology annotation, cellular component: neuronal cell body; plasma membrane; axon.
AUCCUAUAACAGGGUUUUCCGUUUCCUUCGUCGUGGCUAUAAAAGGACUCCAGUUCUCGUAGGACAUAAGCAAACGACAGCUAACCAUUCUAAGUGGAAAAGAAAGUAAAGCGAACAAGUUUUUCAGUGAUAUUUGGAGCAACUCUACGAAAGAAAAAGUAUGAUGGUGAAACGAAUCCUUAUAUUGUUAUUGUGUGGUUUUCUCGGGUCAACGUGUGCGUUCUGGCAGUCAACGAUUAACACUGGGCUAGAAGGAAUGAGAAGAGCCGAAUGUCAGUCUAUUGCAAGGUCACAGCUCAAAAACCAGUUCAAAAGUUACUGCAAAGUUGGUAGAAUCACCGUCAUUGGGCUGGACGUUGGGCGCGGGCUCUUUCGUCUGCCAAAUAAUCAAUUAUCGUUCAACGGAAACGUCCUGAGGACGAGYGACGUCACGUUCAUGACGGAACAAGAUGGCUAUGGAAGCAUCGUAGCCAAGUUCAACGGUGCGGUACUUAAGUGCAGCGGUCACGGGGCAAUGAAGCAAAAGACAUGCGUCAUACCACGAGCAAACAGACCUUGGUCUGGACAAAUCACUGUCACAGUCUUUGGUACAGGAGGAUAUAAUCCUUCUACGAGCUACUAUAUGAGAGGAACACCAGUUUGUUUAAACUCUGGAUACGACGGAGAUAACUGUGAUACUGAUAUCAACGAGUGUGAGAAGUACAAAGACAAACGGCUGUGCCAGUGGCAGAACGGCUGUGUUAACACACUCGGUAGUUACAGGUGUACCUGCCCAGCAGGAUUCAAAGUAUCGGUUAAAGACUUCAGGCUUUGUGAUCCAGAUCCACCACAAAUCUACAGCAAGCCUGUUACCCUGACAGCCAUGUUUGGCGCCACGACUGUAUUACCUUGCCAGCAUAAAGCACAACCCUUAGCUAUAGUCAAAUGGCAACUAGGAAGCCGAGUGAUAGCCAUUAAGCAAGCAAACGGUGCAACCCAAACCAUUAAUGACGCAAAGCUGACAGUACGUCAGGACGGUGGUCUGGUUAUCAAGUCAGUAGCAUAUGGUGACGCAGGGGACUUUUUUUGUGUUGUACUUAAUAUUCGAUUCUUGGCCAGCGUCAAGCACACACUCAAAGUUGAAUCUGUUCCACUGAUGGAUGUUCAACACCUUAUCAGCGGUAACUACACAAAGCAGCAUGCGUAUCAUGUAGGAGACAACGUGACUAUUGAUUGCCAAGUGAUUGCUAUGCCGGUACCUGUGAUCUCAUGGACUAAAAACUCCCAAGCUCUUCAAACGACACAACGCUUAAAGGUUACACAAACGAAAAUUGAGGAUGCACCACUUCAGAUAGCAGGUGCUCUUCAAUCUAGACUUGAAAUAAUUGGAGUUCAAACAUCUGAUGCAGGAACGUAUACAUGCAACGCAACGAAUACACAUGGCGUUACUAGUAAAGCAAUCUCGGUAUCGAUUACGCAAUGAUAUCGCAAUUGACGUUUCUGUAACGCAAAGAAAUGUUUACGAGGUAACGCUGUCUCGUAUAAGUGACGCAAUGGUUGUAGAACAAACACACGCAAAAAAAAACCAGAACAUUAAACUAAUGAUGUAAUUAGAAACGAAACAGUUGCAGUUGCUUUUAUAUGAAACAUGUAAUUGAUGUGCUCGAAGUGUGUAAUUGAUUGGUUUAAAUUUUUUGCAUAAUCAUCUGUUGAUUUUACAGUCAACGGUUGAAAUUUGAAUACUAUACCGUGCACAUCAGAGGGUCUUGCUAAAUUGCUUAUUUUUAGGAAUGUUAUUCACAGACAAAUAAACUGUUCCAUAAACAAUGCAUAAA